This is a messenger RNA of Dimorphilus gyrociliatus, 3614 nucleotides long. NCBI's taxonomy places the organism in Eukaryota, Metazoa, Annelida, Polychaeta, Dinophilidae. The record is from the annotation of a GenBank genome assembly.
AAAAACAUGAAAUAUACAAAUUAAAAUAAAAUAUGAGUGUUGAAAAAGAGAAAAACUUUAAAAUAAUGACAAAAAAUGAUGAUAGUAAAGGUAACAAAAAAAGCUUACGAUAUUUCCCAAUCAAAUUGAAUGAUGAGAAACAAGCCGCUCUAAGAGAAUUAUUCAAAGAUCAAUCAUUCGGCGAUAAGAAAUUAAUAUUUCUAUGUUCUAAUUCUAAAGACGACAUCUAUAACGAAUUGGUUAAAUCUAAUUCAACAGAUAAUAAUGAUUCGAAAUCGUGUUCAAUCUCCAAUGAUAGUAAUCUUCUAUCUGCAUUAGUUAAGAAGAGAUGCUCGUAUUCUAAUGAUAACAACGUAAAACCAAAGAAAAACUUGACGAACAAUGCUAAUGAAGAAACUAUGGAAAAUUGUUUAUCUAGUUCUAAAAACAAGACUAAAUCUCAUUUAAGAGUUGUCAGAAAGAAACGGAAAUCUUUUCCUUCGGACGAACUUCAUAUUCAAAGAGCUAAUGACAAUAUUCAGGGAAGACCUCCUUUUCCUGCUCCUGUUAUUCCAGAUACAAUAGAAUCUUUGAAAGCAGCAUCUUUUAAGUUAAAUCAAUUGGCUGAAGCAGCUGGCGAUGUUGAAGGUAGCGAUUCAUCAGGUGGCUUACGGAAGAAGUCUGUGACUUUUGCUAAAAAGAAUUCAGGUAUCGAAGAGAAAAAUCAAAAAUCAUCGGCUGCCAGUCUGUAAUGUUUAAUUAUCCUUUUCACUUUUAUCUCUUAUUAACUUUAUUAGAAACAAAUUCUAUGGAACCUACAUCACGCUCCUCUUCUAAGUACCAUCCGGAUAAAAUUCAAAUUGAUGUUCAAGAAAUUAGCCCAACUGGAAGUUCUACUGGAACUGAGAGGAAAUCGAAAACUUCGUCUAAGAGAAGAGAUUCAAAUGAAUAUUCAUUGCCAGGUACAGAUGAAAUUGGCUCCAAGGCGGAAUCGGAAAGGUCAAGCCUAGUAAAUUCCGGUUCCGAAGAUGCCAAGCGAUUGAAAAGCUUAGAGAUGUAUAAUGAGCGUCUGUCAACCAUAGACGAAAAGCAGUCGAUUUCAUCAUAUAGUAAAAAUCGUACUCAAGAAACUCGUGAAGAAGCAGAAAUUUUAUCAAAGAAGAUAUCAUCUGAUAAACAAACCAGAUCAAGUAAAAUUAGUUCAAGGAAAAAUGACGUAACCCCUUCAGAUGCGAGCAAAGUUAAAGAGUCUGAAGAAUCACCGAAAAAUAGUCAGUCAGAUACCGAAGAAAGUGAGAGUGAUAUAGGCCAGAGUGUUGAUGAGAUCAACGAAGAUGAAGAGGAUGAAGAUACCGUAGGAGACGAAGAUGACGAAGAAGAGGAAGAAGAUGAAAAUGAAGAGAACAAAGAGGGUGAAGAGGAACAAGAAUCAUUAAAGGAAGGAUCACAAAAUCUCAUUGAAAGCGAAAAAGAUAAUCUGGAGAGUGAACGUGAAAGAGUAAUCGAAAUAAAUUCAGUAUUAAAUGGAUCUGAUGAAACUAAAAAGUCAAAAAGUUCAACUAGAAGAACAACCAGUUCAUAUAAACGAAACUCAUCAAAACCAUCAGAUGAUAUUCAUAAAGAACAAACUAAAAGCUCUUCGAAGAUUACAAAUUCAAAGAAAUUAAGUUUACCUUCGUCAUCUAAAAUUCAAGAAAGCCAAACUACCCAAAAAACAAGUAAAAGUUUGUCGAGAAGAGAAACAAAUCGCAUGCAAAGUUUAAGGAAAUCUACUUUAAAAUCACAGGAAAGCCUCAGCGGAUUAAAUGAAGAAAGAAAAUCUUCUAAAAAUGAAUUUACUGAUAAUUCAUUAAAAGACAAGUUAGUUUCGAGUUUUGUGGAGAUAAUAUCGCAUUUAUCAGCUCAAAUAAAGAAAAGUGAUUCAGUUGAUUGUGAAACGCAAGAUAACAAAAAAGCAUUUCCCGAAGAGGAAGAAGUUGGAGAAGAGAAACAAGCAAGCGAACGAGAGGAGGGCGAAGAAACGACCGGAACAGAACUUUUAACAUCUGUAAAGAAAAUAAGAUGUACUUUGUCAUCCGAGAGACAAACGAAGGAAAACGAUGAAAGUUCACCACUAAAGAGCAUUGAAAAGAAAAGUUCGAAGCGAAAAUCAUCUUUAAGAGGUGGAUUGUACUCUGAGAAAAUCUCAAAAUCAAGCCACUGCAAACAGUCUGAAGUAGAGACAAACAGACAAAGAAAUUCAGAUAGCAAUGGAGAUGAGAAUUCGUAUGAUAACGAAUCUUCAAGUAGCAUUGUCCCUAUGUACUUGAAUGAAGAAGUUCUACAUGCUAUUAAUAAUUGUGUAAACAAGUGCUUGAAAAGGAAGUUAAGAAAAGUUCUUCCAAAUUGUGGUCCGAUGUGUGCUUCUCAACCAGAGAAUUUUUUAAGAACUUGUUGCCCGCCUACACUGCCUAAUAUUGCUAUAUGCGAUCUAAACGCUUUUCAAAAUCUUCAAAAGACUGUUGCUCCUACUGUGCCAGGUCAAAAUGUGAUAAAUCCUCAAACUACUCAAUGUAAACCAUUUAGCACAGAUAAAAACUUUAUUGAUAAAGCGUGCUCAGUGAUAAGUUUACCUACAAACAUUGGUGAAGAAAUGGAAACAUCGAAAGAAGAUGAUUUACUAUUGUCCGGUGGUGCUAAGGCAUUAAGCAUGAAAAAGGAAGAUGAAAACGUUAAUCCAGAAUACGAAGAGGAAGAUUUAUCAAGUUAUGUGUCUUCGUCAUCUUCAUCGUCAAGGACAAGAACUCUUGUUGACGUAGGAAGACAAGUAGAAAUUGGUACUCAAACAACUUUAAAAAGUAAUCCUCGCAUUAAACUAUCAUCUCAACAAAUUUUAAAUUGUCUUGAUGAAUGUAUUAAUUGGUCAACGGAAGAUGAAUGUGAGUCAACUAUGGAUCGUCCUUACAAUGAUAAUCAUACAGUGAGUCAGAUAUUACAGUCAGCUGCUUUUGUACCAGUUCCAGAAUGUGUGCAAAUAGGUAUACCAAAUGCAGAUGAGGCAAAUAAUUACUUAGGUAUAGGACAAAUAAAAAAUAAUUCAGUUUCGACGACAAAUUUUCAAAUAGCUCGGAAUAAGUCAAUUUGUAAAGGAUUUAGGAAUGCUUCGUGUAUGAAUUGUCAAAAACAAUGGGGAUAUGAUAUCUAUCCGAUACAUCAUUCUCAUUGUAUCCAUCAAUUUAGGCAACAAAAUUCUCAACAGCAAUUUAUGAAUGAACAAAGAGGAUUACGAGGAAAAUUGUCCAUUUCUACAAACGAUCUUCAAAAUUUAGGCUACGUCAUUUCAAAUCGUCAAGAUCUUAAUCAUUUUAGUAACAAAUUAGACGAAAAUGAAGAAAAAAUCGAAUUUCAUUCAAAAAUUUCAGCUGAUGUUCGAAAUCGAUAUCAGAUUAGAAGAGAUACAAAAUUUCCUGGAAGAUUUUCCAAAGAGUUAACAGAUACUUCUAUUCAUUCAAACAAACCUCCAAAUUGUUAGCAAAUUAUAAACUGCAAAAAAAAAGAAAAACGAAACAAUUUUCAAUUCGAUCAGCAAUAAUAAACAGCAACAAAGUGAAAAAAAAUGCAAACUUACUCUACUUUUUAUUGUUUGUUUGUUAAAG